GUCACAUGACAGCUCGCCUUGCGAAGAUGGCUGACGACCUGCCUUCCGAGUUUGAGAUUGUCAUUCUCGGGACCGGUCUGCCAGAAUCCAUCAUUGCCGCUGCUUGCUCUAGAAUCGGACAGAGGGUUCUUCAUGUUGAUGAGAGAAAUUACUACGGUGGGAAUUGGGCCAGCUUUACAUUUUCAGGGUUACAGACCUGGAUAACAGAUAACAAGAAGGACGACAUCACCAGUGAAGAUGCCUCAUACACUGAUCAUAUCUCUGCCAAUGAGAAAUGCAUUCUACUCAACAACAAGAACAAGACCAUUCAGAAUAUUGAAGUUUUCUCUUAUUCUGGCAGUGAAGACUCUGAUGUGGAAGAAUCUGGAGCCCUUCAUGUGAACCCUGCCCUAUUAACAACUGAUGUUACAACAAUAGAUCCCACGAUCGAAGCCCCAUCACAAGAAAGUCCCUCGGCAGACAUUAACCAUUGUGAAAAUCCUCAAGAACAAGAAGAGAAGAAUGGGCCGGGAGGAACAGAAAAUGCUGAUGCAAACUUGUUAGCUGAAGGUGAUCACCUAUCAGAUGGGACCACUAGCACAGACUCAUGUCCUGUCCUGGAAUCAAGCGACACUGCAGACACGGGACCAAGUUCUCCUCAAACCAACGAUCAAAUCGCAUCUACGCCUGUUACCUAUUCACACAUUGUUAAAGAAGGUCGAAGAUUUAAUAUUGAUUUAGUGUCAAAGUUUCUCUAUUCUCGAGGAAUGUUAAUUAAUCUUCUCAUCAAGUCCAACGUCAGCCGUUACACCGAGUUUAAAAACAUUACCAGAAUUUUGACCUAUUACGAUGGGAAAAUUGAACAGGUUCCCUGUUCAAGGGCGGAUGUGUUUGCCAGCAAACAGCUUUCCAUGGUAGAGAAGAGGAUACUAAUGAAAUUCCUGACAUUCUGUGCAGACUAUGAGCAGCAUGUUGAAGAAUAUCAAGAUCACAAAGAAAGUACAUUUUCUGAGUUUUUAAAAGUUAAACGGUUAACACCAAAUUUGCAGCACUUUAUCCUGUAUUCCAUCGCCAUGGUGUCAACAACUGCAAACACUGAAGAUGGAUUGAAAGCGACACAACAUUUUCUGCGGUGCCUUGGGUGCUAUGGCAACACACCUUUCCUCUUCCCCCUGUAUGGUCUUGGGGAGCUUCCCCAGUGCUUUUGCAGGAUGUGUGCCGUGUUUGGAGGAAUCUAUUGUCUUCACCAUUCCCUGCAGUGCCUGGUAGUUGAUGCAGACUCAAAUCAGUGUAAAGCUGUGAUAGACAGUAGAGGUAAACGGAUCAGUUGCAAUUUUGUGGUAGUUGAGGAUAGUUACCUCUCCCCAGAUGUCUGUGCAAAUGUAUUUUACAAGCAGAUCUCUCGGGCAAUCCUCAUCACUAAUCGUUCUGUUUUGAAAGCAGAUUCUGAUCAACAGAUUUCUGUCCUGACUGUUCCACCAGAAGCAGAUGGACAACAUUCCAUCCUUGUGACUGAACUGUGCUCUUCAACAAUGACUUGCAUGAAGAACACGUAUUUGGUCCACCUGACUUGUCCGUCCACGAAGACAACUGCCAAAGAAGAUCUGGAACCAGUGGUACAGAAAUUGUUUACUGUGAACACUGAGCCUGAGAAAGGUUCUGAAGAUGAGGACCUAGAAAAGCCAAGAGUCCUCUGGGCCCUAUAUUUCAACAUGAGAGACUCUUCAGGCAUUGAUCGGCAGUGUUAUGUUGGACUUCCAGAUAACGUUCAUGUUUGCAGUGGCCCGGAUCCGAGCUUUGGAAAUGACUGUGCAAUCCAGCAGGCGGAGAAUAUUUUCAGUAAGCUUUACCCAGCUGAAGAGUUUUGUCCACCGGCUCCUAACCCAGAAGACAUUAUUUAUGACGGUGAAAGCCCGCCACAGGAUGCUGCAGAUUCUGGCACUCCCACUGAAUCUAAGGAUGAAAACUCCACUGAAAGUGAGACGAUAUUGGAGGCUGCUGAAGACGUAAAAGAGCAGAAAGAAGAAUAAUUGAAUUCCGUCUCUGUACACUGGAUAUACUCCUCAUUCCUUAAUCUGUACCUAGGUCAACGGCUACCGAUACUCCACUUCACAUGUUUAAAGCAGUUUAUCAACAAACUCUAUGGCUAAAGAAUGGCUUGUGUAAUGCAGUCUGCUAUCGUAUUUAAAGUGCCCUUGUUCGUUUUUAGAAAAUGGCUGUCAUAUUGUCUAGUUUUCAUAUGUCUUAUAUCAUUAAAAUAUGUUG
Pelobates fuscus (common spadefoot toad) is the source of this 2244-nucleotide messenger RNA. RefSeq names its product CHM Rab escort protein (gene CHM). The record is from RefSeq and is a predicted model, not a curated record. Gene Ontology annotation, molecular function: GDP-dissociation inhibitor activity. Gene Ontology annotation, cellular component: cytoplasm; Rab-protein geranylgeranyltransferase complex; cytosol. The transcript has 15 exons. Lineage: Eukaryota; Metazoa; Chordata; Amphibia; Anura; Pelobatidae. Gene Ontology annotation, biological process: intracellular protein transport; vesicle-mediated transport; protein geranylgeranylation. The coding region runs from base 6 to 2009 and encodes 667 amino acids.